UUCCUCUCUCUCUCUCUUCACGGAAAAGGGGAGUGAGAGAAUUUUUCAGCCAAGAUGUCAGGGUGGGACGAAGGAGCUGUGUACUACAGCGACCAGGCGCAAUUCCCGGAAUCGGGAUCCGAUGCGGCGGCCGCAACUCCAAGCCGCCACACUAUCCUCCGUAAACUCAAGGAAUUCAUCCGAAACUUUGAGGCUGAUAAAAAUGUUUUCCCUUACCGCGAAAGUCUCGUCAAUAAUCCCAAAUCUCUUCUUGUCCACCUCGAAGACCUCCUCGCUUUCGACGCCGAGCUUCCAUCCCUCCUCCGGUCCUCUCCCUCCGAUUACUUGCCCUUGUUCGAGACGGCGGCAGCGGAGGUGUUGCAGAGUCUGAGGUUGAAGGAGCAAGGAGAGAGCGGGGAAAUGAAGGAGCCGGAGACGAGAGAAGUGCAGAUUUUGUUGAGUUCGAAGGAGGAUCCUGUUUCAAUGCGAUUGCUCGGGGCUCAAUACAUUUCAAAGCUGAUUAAGAUAGCUGGGAUUACUAUAGCUGCUUCAAGAGUUAAGGCAAAGGCAACGUAUGUGAGUUUAGUGUGUAAGAAUUGUCAAAGUACAAGGGAAGUUCCAUGUCGUCCAGGCCUUGGUGGGGCAAUUGUGCCACGUUCGUGUGACCAUGUUCCUCAGACUGGUGAAGAACCAUGCCCUAUUGAUCCUUGGAUUGUGGUUCCAGAUAAGAGCAAGUAUGUUGAUCAGCAAACCUUGAAAUUGCAGGAGAAUCCUGAGGAUGUCCCUACUGGGGAGCUUCCUAGAAACAUGCUUCUCUCAGUGGAUCGGCAUCUUGUUCAAAAAAUUGUACCUGGCACACGAUUGACCAUCAUUGGGAUUUAUAGCAUCUUUCAAGCAGCCAAUUCAUCAGCCUCCCAGAGAGGAGCAGUUGCGGUUAGACAGCCUUAUAUCAGGGUAGUUGGAAUAGAAGAAAUAAACGAGGCCAGUUCUCGAGGUCAUGCAGCUUUCACUGUAGAAGAGGUAGAAGAAUUCAAAAAAUUUGCCUCGAGAACAGAUGUAUAUGAAGUCAUAUGCUCCAAGAUUGCUCCCUCUAUAUUUGGAAAAGAGAAUGUGAAGAAAGCUGUGGCUUGUCUUUUAUUUGGAGGAUCGAGGAAGAGUUUGCCAGAUGGUGUAAAGUUGAGAGGUGAUAUUAAUGUGUUGCUUUUGGGUGACCCAUCUACUGCUAAAUCACAGUUUCUCAAGUUUGUUGAGAAGACCGCUCCUGUGGCUGUAUAUACUUCUGGAAAAGGCUCGUCAGCUGCUGGUCUUACAGCUUCUGUUAUACGAGAUAGCAGCACACGUGAAUUUUAUCUUGAAGGAGGAGCCAUGGUUUUGGCCGAUGGAGGUGUUGUCUGUAUAGACGAGUUUGACAAAAUGAGGCCAGAGGAUAGGGUGGCUAUUCAUGAAGCCAUGGAACAGCAAACAAUAUCUAUUGCGAAAGCAGGAAUAACUACCGUUCUCAAUUCUAGGACAUCAGUGCUUGCGGCUGCCAACCCUCCAUCAGGUCGUUAUGAUGAUCUCAAGACUGCACAGGAGAAUAUUGAUUUACAGACAACCAUCCUUUCUAGAUUUGAUUUAAUCUUCAUUGUGAAGGAUAAAAGAGACUAUGGUCGAGACAAGAUUAUUGCUAGCCAUAUCAUAAGGGUACAUGCAUCUGCUGAUAGAACAUCGAGCAAUGGCAGAGCACCUAAAGAAGAGAAUUGGCUGAAAAGGUACAUACAAUACUGUCGAACUGAAUGCCAUCCCCGGCUGUCAGAAUCUGCAUCCAGUAGACUGCAGAAUGAGUAUGUCAGGUUCAGACAGGAUAUGAGAAAGCAGGCAAAUGAAACUGGGGAGGCUUCUGCAGUACCCAUUACAGUAAGGCAGCUGGAAGCUAUCAUAAGAUUGAGUGAGGCUCUUGCAAAGAUGAAAAUGUCCCAUGUUGCCACUGAAGCGGAUGUGAUUGAAGCAGUAAAUCUUUUUAAGGUUUCUACUGUCGAAGCAGCACAGUCUGGAAUAAAUCAACAAGUGACUCUCACUCCUGAGAUAAAGCAAGCAGAAACUCAGAUUAAGAGAAGAUUAGGAAUCGGAAUGCGCAUAUCAGAAAGAAAGCUGAUUGAUGAACUUGCCAGAAUGGGAAUGAAUGAAUCAAUUGUGAGACGAGCUCUAAUAGUAAUGCACCAAAGGGAUGAAAUCGAAUAUAAGCAUGAAAGGCGUGUCAUUGUCCGGAAAGUAUAAUCUAUGCAGAAUUGAUGUUCGUGAUUGAAAGCAAAUUAUGAGAAGCUGCCGUUCAGUGAUGGUAACUACGAAGUUAACCUAAGCAUGACUCAUGUAUUUUGUUGGCAUCAUUAUGGUUCAGCAAUAAUCCUGGCAACAGGUUAAUCAACAUAUGCAUGUGCAAAUGUAGAAUUGGCAGAAGUAAAAGGAGAUUAACGAAGCAGUAAUUGACUGUCUAUUGAUUUGAAUUAGAGAAUUUCUUUUUGUAAAACAUGCUAGUGAACUUGUAUUACUGAUUUGCCAAUCCUUUCUCA
Populus euphratica (Euphrates poplar) is the source of this 2528-nucleotide messenger RNA. Its product is annotated as DNA replication licensing factor MCM5. Gene Ontology annotation, biological process: double-strand break repair via break-induced replication; DNA replication initiation; DNA replication. The transcript is spliced from 18 exons. Gene Ontology annotation, molecular function: ATP binding; 3'-5' DNA helicase activity; DNA replication origin binding. Bases 55 to 2235 code for a protein of 726 amino acids. Gene Ontology annotation, cellular component: MCM complex; nucleus. NCBI's taxonomy places the organism in Eukaryota, Viridiplantae, Streptophyta, Magnoliopsida, Malpighiales, Salicaceae. The record is from RefSeq and is a predicted model, not a curated record.